Triplophysa dalaica is the source of this 4419-nucleotide messenger RNA. Its product is annotated as zinc finger protein ZFAT-like. Gene Ontology annotation, biological process: regulation of DNA-templated transcription. The record is from RefSeq and is a predicted model, not a curated record. NCBI's taxonomy places the organism in Eukaryota, Metazoa, Chordata, Actinopteri, Cypriniformes, Nemacheilidae. Bases 446 to 4048 code for a protein of 1200 amino acids. Gene Ontology annotation, molecular function: RNA polymerase II cis-regulatory region sequence-specific DNA binding; DNA-binding transcription factor activity, RNA polymerase II-specific. The transcript is spliced from 16 exons.
AGUAGUGCUUAUUCAAUAUAAUAUUUGAGUAGUCUUCUUUUAUUAUAGCAUAUUUUUAAUUACAUUGAUGCACAAUGUCAGGUUGCCUUUACAGUGUUGAUUUAUAACUUGUCUUCAUUUUAAUUCGGGUGUAUCUAUUAUGUUGAUUGCGUGUAAAUGUUGGAAUGUUAUAUUAUUGAUUAAAAGAACAACAUCGGCUAACUUUUAGGAUCAAAGGGAGAUUUUGGUCCAGAGGACCGCCAUGCAGCAGAUGGCGCACGCGUGUGCGCAGAUACAUUUUUGCUUGAGGACGAAGAUCCAUUCGCCAUUUUUGUUAACGCAGAUUCGACAGAAACAUCGCAGAACUAAUUUAAGUAUAAUGAAUUCGUAUAAAUUGAGAUCUAGAUAUAAAAACAGAACAGAAUCGUUAUCAGUGAGAUCUUACUGAUUAUUCAUUUAAAUAAGAAUGGACCCAGUGCAUGAAGAAAGUGCUUCGGUCUUCAUGUGCAAAAUAUGCAACCUGUUUUCUCCCAGUAAAUCACUGCUGCUUUCUCAUGUUACUGAGACUCACACUAGUGAAGGAGGUGACCCUGAUCAUUUUAUUUUAGCACUGAAGCCUUUAACAACACAGCAACCACAGAGCUCAGAUGUUAUCAUAAAAAGAAAACGCGGAAGACCAAAAGGAUCCACAAAGAAAGUCCGAUCAGAAGAGGUUACCUUACAGAAAUCUUCUGAUCAGCAGGAGUCCACUAAUGUUCAGUCAGUGACUGUAGUUGAGGAACCGAGUGAGGACUGUGGCACUGAUCUGGAGUGCAAGAAAUGUAAUCGCAAGUUCAGCAACAAGCGGCAAAUUUCCAAACACAUUUGCUUUGUAGGACUCAAAGAGGCUGCUGAUGAGGAAGAGAACAAUGGAGAUAAUUCUGAUGGAAAUAAACUGGACGACGGAGAGGAAGACAGAGAGCGGACUCCAAAGAAAGCUCGAGCAAUGCGGACGGAUAAGAUGGUCAAUGCAAAGGUCCCCGAGUCAACAAAUGGGAGCAAAAACCCCAUUGUUAGUGUUGUCCUUACCAGUCAUGAGGCCAUUCCAGGUGCUUCUAAGAUCGUUCCUAUUGAAGCAGCCCCAGCUGAGCCAUCCACCCAGACUGACACACCUGCGGGUUCCCAGGAGGAGGCAUUGAAGAGGGGUUACCAGGAAUAUGCCAUUCAGCAAGCUGCUUUUGAAGUGCCUCUCAAAUCCAACAGGCUAGGACAAACCCAUCUUAAAAUCUUCACCUGUGAAUACUGCAAUAAAGUCUUCAAAUUCAAACAUUCGCUGCAGGCCCACCUAAGAACCCACACCAAUGAGAAACCCUUCAAAUGCAUGCAGUGUGACUACGCCAGCGCUAUUAAAGCUAAUCUUAGUGUGCAUAUGCGAAAGCACACUGGGGAGAAAUUCAGCUGUGAGCUGUGCUCAUUUCAAUGCCUCAGUAAAGGACACCUCAAAGUGCACGUGGAGCGAGUGCACAAGAAAAUAAAGCAGUACUGCCGUUUCUGCAAGAAGAAAUACUCUGAUGUCAAGAACCUCCUCAAACACAUCUGUGAGAGUCACGACAUGACUGAUGAGAAAGUAAAAGAGUCUUAUGAUGAGUACUGCCUCCAGACUAGGGCGGGCAAGAGACAGCUUCUUUACAACUGUCAGAUCUGCGACCGCAAGUUCAAGAACGAGCUUGAGCGCGAUCGUCACAUGAUGGUCCACGGCAACAAGAGACCCUUUGGCUGUGAGCUGUGCGAUCACGGAUCGACCAAGUUUCAGGCCCUGCAGGCCCACAUCCGAAAGCACCCCUUCAUUUACGUGUGUGCCAUUUGCCAGCAGAAAUUUGUUAGCUCGGUUCGACUGAGAUCGCAUCUCAGCGAGAUCCAUCCGGAAACGGAUGAGCCGUCUGCUUUUGCCGACUCCAUAAAGUCCAGCUUUUGCCUGCUUAAACCAGGUGACGAUAUUCAAAAGGACAUGCUAAACCAGGAUGAGCUGGAAAUCACAGAAGAGCUGUCUCAACUUAAUGCCCAGGAGUUGUUAAGCACAGAAGUGAAUUGCAUGGAGGAAUCUCAGUCACAAACCUCUGAUAGUUUACUCAUACAGAAUUCAAAUGAAGGUUGUCCACAUACAGACAGCAUUAACGUUUGCCCGACCAAUGAGACGGACACUUCUCCAGUAACACAAACACAGGAGGUGGCUUGUGAGGAUGUCCAAGAAGAGUCACUUAAAGAAGAUAGCAGUGUAGCAGAAGGCCAAAUUCCUGCUAAAGAAAAGUUGCCUUCAGAAAGUAGUUUUGAGACUGAAAAAGCACAAACGCUCUCUGAGGAGCUCAUAUCAAAAGAUGCAGAGCCUCUUUCACCUCAUCAAAUUACAGAAGAGGCAAAAGUUCCACAAACUACAGCCGUUCUUAGUGGUGAGGAGGACUCCGGUCCGGAGCAGGAGGAAAAAUCUGCUUUCAAACAGAUUGUAGAGCAAAUGCAAAAAAGACAGCUUAACACGGAAGUGUUUGAACGGAUUCGGAAAGUUUAUGGUGACCUCGAAUGUGAAUACUGCGGUAAGCUUUUCUGGUAUCAGGUGCAUUACAACAUGCAUGUGCGAACUCACACCAGGGAACACCUUCAUUACUGUUCCCAGUGCAGUUAUUCUUCCAUCACUAAAAACUGCCUGAAGCGACAUGUUAUACAGAGACAUUCUGACAUUCUGCUUAACUGUCCCUCUGAAGGAUGCCAAUACUGUACGCCUGACAAGUACAAGCUUCAGGCUCAUCUCAAAACUCAUUCGGACAUUGUCAAGAAAAGUUUUACAUGCCCUGUUUGUCAGGAGUCAGUUUCAGAGGCUAAAGUGAGAACUCAUAUCAAAAAUAACCAUCCAGACGUGUCGAUGAACUACAUGUCGGAGACGCUGGGGAUACGUGUGCAUGUGAAGGGAGUGAUUGGGAAAAGAGCUUCCAAGUGUCCAUACUGUGACUGUUUCUUCACAAGGAAUGGGUCAGAUCUUCAGCAGCACAUAUGGGCCCAUGAAGGAUUGAAACCAUACAAGUGUUCGCUGUGUGAUUAUGCCUCAAGAAGUAAAAGCAACCUCAAGGCUCACAUGAACAGACACAGUACUGAGAAAACACAUCUUUGCGAUCUCUGUGGAAAAAAGUUCAAGUCUAAAUGCACGCUGAAAAGCCAUAAACUUAUGCACACAGCAGAUGGAAAACAGUUCAGAUGCACUGAGUGCGACUUCACAGCUGCCCAGCGGCCACAUCUCCUCCGUCACAUGGAGCAACAUGCCUCAUUCAAACCUUUCCGUUGUGCGCACUGCCACUAUUCAUGCAACAUUUCGGGCUCCUUAAAAAGACAUUACAACAAGAAGCAUCCCAACGUGCAAUAUACCAAUGCUGGAACAGGGACGGCCACUGAAGAAACUGUGAUUGAACAAGGUGGAGUGAAAUGUCCAGUGUGCAAUUACGUUUAUGGCACUAAAUGGGAAAUGAACAGACAUCUGAAAAGCAAACACGGUCUCAAAAUGGUGGAAUGUGACAGUCUGGGUCUAAAUCAGUGGGAGGUAGUGGAGUCAGUAGAGGAACCGGCCAUGCAGUAUCUUCAUAUAGCUGAGACUGAAGAUCCACAGGGAACAGAGACUGCUGUAUCAGCGCUGCAGGACCUGCGAUUCAACACACAGAAUGGUGUUGUGUCUGCAUCAGCGGGAGACAGACUAGACCAAACAUCAGUCAACAUCCUCCAGCAGAUAAUUGAACUGGGCUCAGAGAACCAUGAUGCCACUGUGGCAUCAGUGGUUACUAUGGCUCCUGGUACGGUUACUGUCGUAGAGCAGGUGUCGGAGGAGGAGCAGCAGCAGCAGACCGACCAUGCCAUGAUGAUCCAGGAUGCACUGCAGCAGGCAACGGUGGGCCUUGGAGAGGAGCACCAUCUAGUGGUGUCUUCGGAUGACAUGGAAGGCAUCAAAACGGUCACUGUAUACACACAGGGUGAAGAUGCGUCUCAGUUUAUAGUCUACGUUCAGGAAGCGGUUCAGGAGACUGUGCAAUCUGAGGAGUCCACCUCAGUUUAGUGAGUGUGCUGGUAAAACGCAUAGAAGUGUCCAAACUAAAACACUCUAGUAUACUUGUAUCGUUUUUGCUAUUAUGGUCAUACUUGUGGAUUAUAAGACCCAUUAAGAACAGGGACCUUGUUAUUGUUGUAGCCUUGUUAUUUGCGGAUCGUUGGGACCUCAUUUAGUGUACUAGCCAUUCCAAGGCAGUUCUUGAAUUGUUUUCUCCACAUUCACGACAUCUAUCUGAAGUAGUAGUCCGUUACAUAUGAAGCAGGUGUUUUUUUGUUUUUUGGUAUAUGAUUGUAAGAAUGUAUACUUCCAAUGGAGUUACUGUGUGACUCUGUUCAUCAACCUUUUGUAGAUUUUAUAUACAAAGCUCCCAUACAGUG